Exaiptasia diaphana is the source of this 2893-nucleotide messenger RNA. Its product is annotated as dual serine/threonine and tyrosine protein kinase. The transcript is spliced from 4 exons. The record is from RefSeq and is a predicted model, not a curated record. Gene Ontology annotation, molecular function: protein kinase activity; ATP binding. Bases 151 to 2862 code for a protein of 903 amino acids. Lineage: Eukaryota; Metazoa; Cnidaria; Anthozoa; Actiniaria; Aiptasiidae. Gene Ontology annotation, biological process: protein phosphorylation.
ACAGGAGCAUGCCAACAAGACACUAACAUUUCCGGGAAUUUCCCUGAUAGCACAGAGCACUGCAGUUAAAACACAGCACAGCAAAAAGGAUCACAUUCUAAGUCACGAUUUGGACAUAUUUCACAUGCUGCUUACUAGCAGGAUGAAAACAUGACAGAAUCAACAGAAUCACUUCGGAAAGCUGUUUGCAGCUACAAGUCACACAUCGAGCAAAUCACUGAGAUAAGGAGAGAGACUAUCGAKUGUCUACAAGAAAUUCAAAGCGUUAUAAAGCUUGAUGGCAGGAAAGAAUUGGCAAAGCUUAAAGCUCUGCAACUACCGGAAUCCGAGCUUAACAAAAGGCCUUGUAUUUUGUUCAUUGGAAGCCAAAACUGUGGUAAAAGUACCCUGCUUAAUGUUUUCCUUCGAAAAUCAUCUCUUUUGCCAACCGACGAAACUCCAUGUACGUCAAGAAUUGUUCGUAUUGUUUACAGUCCCACAAAUCAAACUAAGUUUGAAGACCCCACRACGAAGUUAGAGAGGAUCAAGUCAUUUAAAACCAAAGUACCUCAAGGUAUAAUCGUCCUGGMAGGAGAAGCAAGAAAUGAUAGUAAUCAGUUAAAAGUAAUUGUGGAAGUUGGACUGAAUCAUCCUCUGCUGGAGUGUGGGAUCGAGUUGAUUGAUUCRCCAGGUCGUAAUGAGAAUGCAGCGCUAGACCAAGUUGUAGAAGAGUUUGUGGGUAAAGGAAUCGUUCCUCUUAUUGUGUAUGUUAUCGAUGGGAACUAYCACCUACGAGAAAAGGACCGUAUCACAAUCAGGGAGCUUCAAGACAAAUUUCCAAAUGUUACUUUGAUGUUUGUUUGCAGUAAAGUCGAUAUCGACGGAAAUGCUCAUAGAUACGACAAAAAGGACGAUGAUGACGACUGCGAAGAUGGAGCUGAUGAUGAAUUAGAAGAAAUAAUUAAACUUACGAGAGAGAAGAAAAUGGCAGUGUUUAAACAGUUGAAGAGGUCAGAGUUUCUUCCUCCUGAAGAACAGAUAGACUCUUCUGAAUUGUUCCAUGGACUCUCRGCAAAACAUGCUAGAAGAGACCGCAAGAAAAAACUAAAAACCCAAGCAACAAUGAGCUUUGAACAUUUUGAACUCUGCAUUCUAGAGAAGCUUGAAAGCGCAUUACGAAAGCAAAGUAAAAGAGAGUUGGCAGCCUUACUCACAGCUCAGGAGUUCUUUCUUGCCUCAGUAGUCGGCACACAGCGGAACUGGUUACUCCGAGUUCGACAAUUUGAAAUAGACUGCAAGCGCGCAAAAGAGGCAGAAGAAGCCAUUAUUAACAUGGUAGAGAGUUUAAUCAACAAAGGAGAUUCUAUCUUGAACUUUAUUGAACACGACGUAGAGAAGCUAUCUGUGAUCCUGUUACAAGAAGCUCAAGACUWUCAAUGCACUACCAAGGGUAUAAAGAAUGGAAACGUCGUCGAAGCUUUUUCGCGRCACUCAAAGGGCGCAAUUCUUGACAGAKCAUUYAACAUUUUAAGGCGUUCCUUUAAGCGAGUGUUGAAGUUAAGUCUACUUGAUACAGUGAUUUUGACUGAGCUAAUGAAGAAAAUCAAUCCYUUUCUCCGUCGAAUGCUACAAAGAACACUGGGGAACGAAUGCGAACUCCAGCAGCAUGACAAAGACCCCGAUAGCUUUCAGGUUUACAAUGUCAUCGAAAAAGUCAUUGAUUCUAUCAGCGAUGAUGUAGAUACCUUACUACGUAACCACAUCAAAUAUCAACUGGAAAGUGUUGAUAUUAACCAAACUCAAACUGCAUCAAGACCAGACGAUCCGCUGUGGAGACGAGGUGUUGUACAGAGCCUCCUUGCCAAGAUUGACGUCAAAUAUUUGGCAAAGGAAGUGAUCUUUACUUGCGAAAGAGCUCUCCUGAAGAAACGUCAGGAAUUUAAAGCAAGCAUCGAAGCCAUCGCCAUUCUCAACGUUUUUUUCUCUGAGGAAAAGUUCAACGAUAUCCGUACUAAGCAUACCCCACACGUGGCCCAUCUAGCGGUAAGGGGGCAUUCCUUACGUUACGUCAUAGAGAGAGGUCCACCUGAACUCGGACCCCAAAUCAAAGCCACUCCUCACGGUUUUCUUUACUGUUGUACCAGUCCACUUUGGGUCCACAGUGACGACUGUGUGAUCAAGGUUGUGAAGAGAAGCGAUGUGGACCGAAAGGUUUGGAGCCAAACAAUGCGGGAUUGCAUGCAUUUUAAGGACAUCAACGACAAACUUUGUAUGCAACACCCAAACCUCCUCGAAUUAAGAGGCUGGUAUUUUCCAGAUCCUGACCAGUURUAUAUCGUGAUGGAGAAAGCAGCAUUUGACUUAUUAACGGCGUUGAAAGGGGGACUUUCCUGGGCAAGACGAAAGGAGUUGGCCGUCGAUGUGGCUAGGGGACUAGAAGCAAUUCAUCGAGUGCACUAUGUAUAUCAAGAUCUCAAGCCUCAAAACGUCAUGGUCACGUCUGAUGGCAUCGCCAAAAUAAAUUUGUGCAAACCAGAAAAGCCGUUUGAAAAGACACAAAUAGGCCUUCCUUUUCMCAUAUCCCCAGUGAUGUUUGACAACUACAAUCAAGAAUUUGCUUCUACAGCUUACGAUAUCUACGCCUUCGGAUCGUUACUGUGGGUGCUGUGCGAGGGAUCUGGUACCAAAGGACCCGAGGCCUACUCGCACUGCCAAGACAUCGAAGCCAUGAAGUUUGCUGUUUGCGACCGUGGAAUCAAACCCGAACGUCCUGCUGAAACCCCAGAUGCAUGGUGGGAUUUAUUGAGUGUUUGUUGGACCGGUGAGAUUGAAGACAUCAAAGUUAUACUGGAGAAGUUACCCAACCUCGAGACACAACCCUAAUCCACCCUAGGUCGUAGGCAUAAUCUUCUGU